AUGUUCGUCGAACCUAGGUAUAUUCUACUGAUGGGUCCUUCUGGCACCGGCAAAACAAGAUUCAUCAAUAUCCUCGCUGGAACGAAACUCCCGGAAGGUCAUAAUCUCGAGCCAUGCACACGUACUGUCGAGUGUACGACAGUAAUGUUAGACGGCCAGCCUGUCGUCUUGAUCGACACCCCCGGCCUCGAUGGGGACUAUAACACCUCUAAAAUCACCAGAGCAAUAUCCACAUACCUUAGAACCCUGUACAAGGAAAACAAAGACUUGGUUGGAAUCGUUUACAUGCAUCGAAUCUCAGACAAUCGCAUCAAUACCACUACGACGCGGUGUUUCGAUUCUUUCCACCAGAUCUGCGGCGAAGAGGCGAUGUACAAUGUGGCUGUGGUAACAAAUAUGUGGGAACUUGUGGAAAAGAGCAGAGCAGAGCAGAGGGUGCAGGACUUGAUUAGAACAAGCUACUAUGGCAAGGCCACUGAACACGGUGCUCAACUCCUUCACCACGACAACACCAGCGAAUCAGCAAAACAUAUUCUCCGCAAUCUGCUGAACAAGGAGCCGGUGCAAUUACAAUGUCAGAAAUGGCAACCAGAGGUCGGACCCACGAACCCAGAUACAAGACAUAGGCCUCGGUCGGAAUCACCUAAGCACCAAUCGAAGCGAAGAGGGAUGCUCAGACUCAUUCCUUGUAUCUCAUCGAAGGAUUGCGACUCACCAGGUGAUAAAGCAAGCUAG
Fibroporia radiculosa is the source of this 735-nucleotide messenger RNA. RefSeq lists its product as uncharacterized. Lineage: Eukaryota; Fungi; Basidiomycota; Agaricomycetes; Polyporales; Fibroporiaceae. The coding region runs from base 1 to 735 and encodes 244 amino acids. Gene Ontology annotation, molecular function: GTP binding. The transcript is spliced from 4 exons. The record is from RefSeq and is a predicted model, not a curated record.